CGAGUCGCGAGGCAGUCGAUUUCGCUUGCGUCCCCUACUCGGACGCGCGAUAUGUAUAGGCCCGCGUCGCGUCCCUCGUCUUUCGCCAAUUUUGCUCUGCCACGCUAUCGCCGGCCGUCAACGUGCGCUUACCGAUCUAUAAGUGACCAGACGCGUGUGUGAUCUCGAGUGAGGAUCAGCUGAGAGAUUUGGCCAAGAGGUGCAGCAUCGUCGGGGAAGCAGCGGUAUUUUUAAGUACACGCACACACGCACACACACACACACACGCCUCAACCUUGUGCAACGAGAGACUUACUGCAGCUGUGUAGUGCGAUCGAGUUGUUUUUUUUUCGCUCGAAGCAUCGCAAGUAUAGUGCAAACAAGUCUCGGCAAUGGCGGCGUCGUUGGACAAGAAGAAAGCCGAGGAGGGCGAGGGCAGGCCUCGCAUCGAGACCUUCGACGACAUCCUGCCGUACAUAGGCGAAGCCGGCCGGUACCAGUGGUUCCUCUUCGUCAUCCUCCUGCCGUUCACCCUGGUCUACGCGUUCCUCUACUUUGCCCAGUUCUUCAUCACCCUCAUACCCGAGGAGUACUGGUGCAAGGUGCCCGAAUUCGCCGGCACCAACCUUACCGAUCUCGAGAAAAUCGCCCUGUCGGUACCACCGCGCUCCCUGGAGGAGAACAACACCGAGAGCUUGGUACCCUACUCCCGCUGCACCAUGUACAUAACCAACUACACGGAGGUCAUAGCGUCCGGUCGUAAAACGGCCAAUCCCGACUGGGCCAUCGGACACUGCCAACACGGCUGGGAGUUCAACCUGACCAACAUUCCCUACCUGUCGAUCGCCGCCGAGCUGGAAUGGGUAUGCGACCAAGCUUACCUGGGAACGACAGCCCAAUCGGCCUUCUUCGUGGGCAGCAUAGUCGGAGGUCUGAUUUUCGGCUACAUUGCCGAUCACUACGGCCGUCUCCCGGCCCUGGUCGCCUGCAACGGCGUUGGCUUCUUCGCCUCCAUCGCGACGGCUUUCUGCAACAGCUUCUGGACAUUCGCCUUCGCCCGUUUCAUCGUCGGCACGUCCUUCGACAACUGCUUCAACAUCAUCUUCAUCAUCGUGAUCGAGUACGUGGGACCGAAGUACAGAACGCUGAUGGCCAACAUGUCCUUCGGAAUCUACUUCGCGAUCGCCUCGAGUAUCCUGCCCUGGAUAGCCUACUGGAUAGCCAACUGGAAGAUCCUCAGCGUGGUCAGUGCCCUUCCACUGGUGGUGGCCUUCGUCACGCCCUGGAUCGUUCCCGAGAGUGCCAGGUGGUACAUAACGAACGGCCGAGUUGACAAAGCCAUAGAGAUGCUGAAGAAGUUCGAGAAAGUCAACAGGAAGACUGUCGCGCCCGAGGUGUACGAGGAGUUCGAGAAGAGCUGCACGACUAUGAUCAACAAGGACAAGUCCCACAACAAUUACACGGUGCUUGACCUGUUCAAACUGCCGAGGCUCGGACGCAUCACCGUCGUGCUCAUCGUUUACUGGCUGCUGAUAAUCCUGGUGUUCGACGGCCACGUAUGGAACAUGAAGCUCCUCCACCCCGACGUCUUCACCUCGUUCUCGCUCGCCUCUAUAACCGAGCUGCCGGCAGCUCUCAUCCUGGCCGUCUUCCUGGACAGGUGGGGCAGACGCUGGAUGGGAUUCUUCUCCAUGGUCAUCUGCGGCAUCUUCUCCUUCGUCGCCCUCGCGCUGCCCAAGGGUGCACCGGCGAUGUCGAUGGCCAUCCUGGCGCGUCUCGGCGUCAACAUAGCUGCCAAUAUCGGCUUCCAGUACGCCGCGGAAAUGCUGCCGACUGUCGUGCGAGCCCAGGGCGUCUCGCUCAUUCACAUCAUCGGCUACUUUGCCCACAUCAUCGGACCCUACGUCGUCUAUCUGGCCAACACUCAUCCCUCUCUGCCGCUGGUCGUCCUCGGCACCCUGUCCCUGUUCGACGCGACGCUGACGCUGACGCUGCCCGAAACCCUGGACCAGGAGCUGCCCGAGACCCUCGAGGAGGGCAACGAGUUCGGAAGGGAGCAGAGCUUCUGGUGGAUACCCUGCGUCAAGAGCUCACCGGAGAAGAGCAAGAAGUACCGGAGAAAGCUGGGCGCGACGAACGCCGGCUUCAACCCGGGCAGUCUGCAGAGGAUCGAGUCGACGCGGCUGUAACGCGGAACGCGCAUGUCCUUGUAAAUAAACACACACACACACACACGCGGAGUCGGCGAUAGGGCCGAGAAGCCGCUCUCCUGUAACAAAAGGAUAAGAGAGAGAGAGAGAGAGGGAGAGAAGGACCUUUCAGCAGUGCAGUGAAGUAUUAGCGUUCUCGUGUUAUCGCACGUGUAUUAUUACGAGGGGAAAAAACGAGAAAGCAAUGCAAGACGUGCUGUGAUUUUGCAAUUGUGCCCCGUGUGUUGUAUACAGUCAGAAAAGCGCGAGAUGUAACUCAAGAGGACGCACAUGCAUAUAUAGACACCUACGGCACUUUGAUACCCAACUAUUUCUACAGAAUAUUCUAUUCCUCUAUAGGCCUUAAGCAGCGUGCGUGCGUGCAGCGCGAUCAACCUAAUUAUCGUCACAUUGUUCUCUGCCGGCGCAAAUGUUUUGUUUAAACUUUUUUCUUUUUUUGCUCGCCGCAAGACUGAGCUCCGCGCUGAACGAACGGAGCGAGAGAGAGAGAGAGACGACGACGACGACGACGACGACGACAUUCCAGAAUUCACCUCGUGUCUAUAGUGCCAGAUGUGUGUAUUACUUCGUUUAUUACCUAUGGAUAUAAUACUGCUAUAUACGUGUAAAAAGAAGAAGAAGAAGAAGAAGAAGAGGAAGAAGCGAGGCGAACGGAACUCGAGUUCUCGCCCCCGCGCCUGUAAUAGUGAAUUCAAAUCAUCAUUCGCGUACUUAUGAGGCGGACCCUCAGUGCGACGCUCUAGCGAAUUUAUAUACUGUAAUUAUAUUCUGUAUCGUAUAUUUGUUACGACUAUUAUCGUAUAAUGAUUUGGAGUUACGCAGAUAGACGCGACGCGUUCUCGACGUUGGAAAGAGAGGGAUACGCGCUUUUAGAAUCGACGAACCGGCAAUUUCAAAGUGUCUUGCGCCUUUCUUUGAACUUUGCCGCGAAUUCAUUGACGAGAGUCACUUUUGCGAAUGCCUCGCCGUGUUAACUUGCCGAUCGCAAAACAGAGCAUUCGAAAAAGUAACAAAGUUCGCCUUCGCGCUUUCCAACGGACGAAACGCCGCAACUGUAGUGCAAAUUUUGUUUUCUCUCCUUUCGAAUGUGUAUGUGAUCGUUAUACUCAAUUUGGUUCCCGCAUUGAGGCGAGGAACGACGUAAGUUUUCAAUGUUUAUGACGUUAUAUAAAUGUAUUAUUACGAUAAUCAAUGACGAAAAGUAUAUGAUAUGUGUAUUAUUUAAAGAAAAACAAAAAAGAACUUUGUACGGUGAUAAUAUAUAUAUAUAUAUAUGUGAUCGUGAGAGUCGAUUGCAAUAAUUGUAGUAGUAUUAUAACGAUUGUGAAGAAGUUACAUUAAAAUAAUAUUACAUGUAAUAUUA
This is a messenger RNA of Nasonia vitripennis (jewel wasp), 3552 nucleotides long. Its product is annotated as carcinine transporter. Bases 372 to 2168 code for a protein of 598 amino acids. Gene Ontology annotation, molecular function: transmembrane transporter activity. The record is from RefSeq and is a predicted model, not a curated record. Gene Ontology annotation, cellular component: membrane. The transcript is spliced from 10 exons. NCBI's taxonomy places the organism in Eukaryota, Metazoa, Arthropoda, Insecta, Hymenoptera, Pteromalidae. Gene Ontology annotation, biological process: transmembrane transport.